This is a messenger RNA of Schistosoma mattheei, 1858 nucleotides long. Lineage: Eukaryota; Metazoa; Platyhelminthes; Trematoda; Strigeidida; Schistosomatidae. The record is from the annotation of a GenBank genome assembly.
AUGAAACAGUUAUCAAUUAAAACGUUCGCUAAACUUAUCAGUAUAAAAUAUGCUGAUCCAGUUGCAGACUUCAUUGAUAAAUGGCAUGCUUUCCGAUACCGGUUAUUUAGAGAAUCUUGUGUAUAUCAUCGAGGUAAUUAUGUAAAGGAUCUUAGUCACUUAGGCAGACCAAUCAACCAAGUUGUUAUUUUGGAUAAUUCACCAGCAUCCUAUAUGUUCCAUGCAAGUCAUGCAGUUCAGAUCUCAUCAUGGUUUGAUGAUGCGAACGAUCGUGUUCUACUUGAUUUGAUUCCUUAUUUCGAAAAACUUGCAACACAACCUAAUGUGGUUGAUUUUCUAAAAAACAAUAUUCCUCCUACGCCUUAUGCUGCUAUCGGUACAAUUGGUCUACCUCCAGGACUUUUUACACACGCAACAUUCCCGGCUACUACUUCUACUGGCAGUGGUAAAUCCCAUGACGCCAGUUCAGUAAUCUCGAAUAUAAGACGUCCAAAUGUUUCUUCUCCACUGCCUGUAUCCAUUGGAGAUAAUCACCCACAAGUUUCGAAAGAAUCAUCUACAACCUUGACUGUAUCAAUAUCUGCUGAGAACAAAACACAAUACCUAACUAUUACGGAUGCUGUUGCUGUAGUUACUAAAUUAGAUCCUACAGAAGUUAGUGGUCCUUCACUGAAUCCUGUGUUGAAAAAUAAUGAAAAAUCAAGUUCUUCAGCUCCUUUACCCUUAACACCUUAUGUCCCUGUCACUUCAUCAUCUUCAAGUGUUUCAACAACAAAAACAAUAACUAACAAUUCUGUUCAAACAGUUGCAUCUGUUUCAAAUGUGUUCACAUCCGAUGAAAUUACACAACCUCAAACCUCUGCAUCUCCAGGAAUUUCAUCUUUGCCCUUAACAAAUAAAUUGGCUCACAUUCCAUCUACAAAAUACUCAGUUCAGAGUUUAUCCAUGGGACAUAAAACUUUAUUAGGUACAUACCAAAAGAAACAAAAUCCUUCAAAUAAACUAUUUGGUACUGUUUCAAAUUGUUUUAAACCUACCCUCAUAUCCAAUCAAUUGAAAAUCAUCAUUCAUCAUCACCAAAUAAAUUAAUUACACCUGUUCUAUUGCCAAAUGUCACAUCUUCUACCUCUUCUGGUUCAUCAACAGUAAAUGUAACACAUUCAUCUACUAGUGAUUUUACUCCAAAAAUUAAUCAUUCUAUUAAGAAUCAAUAAUAUUGUAUUAUUACCACUGUAAUACGUUUUAUUUUUUCGUUAAUCCUUGUGCCAAAAUAUGAAUAUCAAUUUUGUUAUUAAUUUAAUGAUCAUUAUAAUAGUACAUCAGAAUAACUCAAUUGAUAGUUUCAUAUUUUGAAAAUUAUUGUUUUCCCUAUCAAGCAAUUAAUUAAAAAAAGAAGAUAUGGACAAGUGAAUUUAUUAAUGUAUUAUGUGUAAUAACAAUUAUAUAUUGCCAAUUACUUAUUCUUUCUGCUCAAUCAAAAAUACUAAUAGUGUUUCUUCAAAUGUUUCUAGUUCUACUAAGAAUAUUUUAAUUCCUUUAUUGUUUAUACAUGUGAAUUUACACAUCUAUAUUGUAUAUAUAUAUACAAUGUUUUAUGUAUAUAUUCAUGUAUACAUGAGAAAAAACAGUAAAUAUGUUAUCUUUACUCUUAUUUGUACUUCCGUCUAAAUUGAUUUCUUCAUUGAAGAAAAAGCUUCCAUAUAAAUCUAUUUGUUAGUAUAAUGUAGUGAAUAUGUAUAGUUAUUCUUUGCUUGUUUCGUGUUUUAUCCGACAUUUCACUUACAUUAUUGUUCACACCAAUAAAAUAAUUAUUUGAAUAUUUGUUCAAAUCCAUCUUUCGAUAUAUAUAUAUAUAUAU